GUAUGUGUGUGUGAGUGUGUAGUGAGACACAGCACAAAGUUGAACACUCAAGAUGAAGGGAGUGCUUGGUAAUGCCUGUCUGUUGGCCGUUGUCUGCCUCGCCGCAGCUGCUCCCUCCGACCCAAGAUUCCCUAAGACAUUCAAGGAGUGGACCCCGGAGUCUCUAAUCAACCCUGAUGAGCUUGGGGAGUACUUGGAGGGGGACAUCCUGCUCCCUCUUACCAGAAAUGGGAUUAUUGGGGAGGUGUUUCGCUGGCCAGGGGGAGAAGUGGCGUAUAUCUUCGACGAUUACACUGAGGAAAAUAAGAAGAAAGUGCGGAAGGGCAUGGACAGGAUCGAGUACCUUACAGAACACUGCAUCACCUUUCACGAACGCAUGGACGAAUACUACAUCAAAAUAACUAAUAACAAUAGUGAUAGCUGCUCAAGUGCGGUAGGAAUGCAAUAUCCGGGGCAACCACUGAACUAUAAUGACGCGUGUCUGAAUGAGACCGGCGUUGUGAUGCAUGAGCUGCUUCACGCCCUCGGCUUCUACCACGAGCAGUCCCGCUACGACCGUGACGACUAUGUGACCAUUAUGUGGGAGAAUAUUGAUAAAGAUAUGGCCAAUAAUUUCAAGAAGUACUCGAGAAAGAAUAUCACAACGUUUGGUGAGCCUUAUGACUACGGCUCCUUGAUGCACUAUUGUUCCUACGCCUUCACUAAAAACGGACAGAUGACCAUCGUGCCUAAGUGGAUGCUUAUAAAGAUUCGAUGCAUUGCUUCUGGCGGUGCUAACUGUUUCAUAUCGCGGAUCCCCACGCCACGAUAGGACAACACAAAGAUCUCAGUCAAACGGACCUCAAGAAGCUAUUGAAGAUGUACACCUGUAUUCCCUAUACCGUGCAAUAAAGAUGAUGCAGUGAUAA
This is a messenger RNA of Portunus trituberculatus (swimming crab), 908 nucleotides long. RefSeq names its product zinc metalloproteinase nas-14-like. Bases 53 to 811 code for a protein of 252 amino acids. Lineage: Eukaryota; Metazoa; Arthropoda; Malacostraca; Decapoda; Portunidae. Gene Ontology annotation, molecular function: metalloendopeptidase activity; zinc ion binding. The record is from RefSeq and is a predicted model, not a curated record. The transcript is spliced from 7 exons. Gene Ontology annotation, biological process: proteolysis.